CUACGCACUUCAUGUUUUCAAACUGAAGCGGAAAUUUGUUGCUGUCAACGAAUUCGAUAAAGUUAGCAAAACCUAUGGAGAGUAAAAUGUUUCGCGAUCCGGCACUGGAACGCCAUUUCACAGGACACACUGGCAACAUAACUCAGCUGCGCUUUAGCCCGGAUGGCCAUCAAAUCGCGACCAGCGCUAUGGACGCCACUGUAAUACUGUGGAAUCUCAAGCAGGCGGCGCGUUGUAUUCGCUUUGCCUCCCAUUCGGCGGCAGUUUACGGCGUCAGCUGGUCGCCCAAGGGGAAUUUCAUAGCCUCGUGCAGUCAGGAUCGCACUGUCAAGAUCUGGGAGCCAAAGGUGCGCGGCGUCUCCGGCGAGUUUCUGGCCCACAGCAAGCCCGUGCGCAGCGUCGACUUCGACCCGACCGGACAGCUGCUGCUGACCGCCUCGGACGACAAGGCGGUCAAACUGUGGCGCGUUUCGCGGCGCCAGUUCAUCUCAUCGUUUGCCCAGCAAAACAAUUGGGUGCGUGCCGCCAAGUUCAGUCCCAACGGCAAGCUGAUAGCCAGCGUCAGCGAUGACAAGUCGCUGCGCAUCUACGAGGUGGGCACCGGGGAGUGCGUGCGCACCUUCACGGAGGAGCGUGCCGCACCGCGUCAGGUCGCUUGGCAUCCGUGGGGCAACAUGGUGGCCGUUGCCCUAGGCUGCAAUCGCAUCAAGAUCUUCGAUGUGGUUAACAGCCAGCUUCUGCAGCUGUACGUGGUGCAUUCGGCGCCCGUCAACGAUUUGGCCUUCCAUCCGAGCGGCAACUUUCUGCUGUCCGGCAGCGAUGAUAAGACCAUACGUAUUCUGGACUUGCUCGAGGGCCGACCCAUAUACACGCUGACUGGCCAUACGGAUGCGGUGAAUGCGGUUGCCUUCACCCAGGACGGCAACAAGUUUGCCACCGCGGGCAGCGAUCGCCAGCUGCUCAUCUGGGAAUCCAAUUUGCACACCUACGAUGCCUCUCAGUUUGAGGAGAAAUCCCUUUCGACGUCCUGUUGCGACACCAGCUCCACCUCGAAAAUAAGCCUCGGCGCCAAUUCGAAAGCAUCGAAUGAUCUCAGCAUUCGCAUCGAUCCGCGCGAAUCUUUGGCCUAUCAGGCACUGGACGAACACUUCCAGGUGGUUGAUAGCCAACACACAAAACAUCAGACACCGCUAGGCAGCAGCAAUUGUGCCACCAACUUGUCAGGCCCCAAACUUUCGGGUCGCAGUGAACCCAAAUCCCUGGAGCUAAAGAGCAACUAUACCACUCCGUUUUUCAACUAGUUUGACCCAAACGCACACGCACACACACACACACGCGCACACAGCUGCAUCAUCCCACUGCAAGCCCAGAGCAUAACUAGCACACCUUCCGCAGGUAUUGGAUGUGUCGCUGGAGUCGGAUUCGGGCUCGGAUUGCUGCAGCUGUGCCGCUCAGCUUGACGAGAUUUUCAACUAUUUGACGCAGCUGGACAAACGUUUAAGUCGAUUAGAAAGCUUGCACUUUGACUAAAACUUUACCUUGUGCAUAUUCCAUUUAUUCCUAAUCAUAAGUUAAUUAUAUAAACAUUUUUUGUAAA
Drosophila montana is the source of this 1597-nucleotide messenger RNA. RefSeq names its product Proteome of centrioles 1 (gene Poc1). The coding region runs from base 75 to 1301 and encodes 408 amino acids. The transcript is spliced from 2 exons. Lineage: Eukaryota; Metazoa; Arthropoda; Insecta; Diptera; Drosophilidae. The record is from RefSeq and is a predicted model, not a curated record. Gene Ontology annotation, cellular component: ciliary basal body; centriole. Gene Ontology annotation, biological process: cilium assembly. Gene Ontology annotation, molecular function: protein binding.